GAAAAAAGGUUUAAAGUUAAUAAGCGCCGCGCACACACUGUAAAGAAAAGUUAACAAAUAGCCUUCAACGGGAUCGGACUGAAUAGAUAGGAAUUCAACCCACUACAUCAUAGAAGGAUUGUGGCGACAAUCAAUAUAGAGAUGAAAAGUGCUGAAGAGAAACAGCGCUAUAAGAGUCAUUUCUUCAAACUAGGUCAAGGUCGUAUUAUUGCGGCGGAUCGAACUGAUUUCUGGGAUACAUUAUGGAAGGACCCCCAAAAUUCUGAUGAUAUCUUUGAAUUAUUGACUCCAUUUGAUAUUAAAACCAUACGAGAUCAGAAUAGAGCAAACUUCUUGACAUUCAUAUAUGUGCUAUGUGAGAAAAUAGUUGAGUUUUCCAAUCAAGAAGGGUUUCCAUCAUCUCAAUUGCAAAUAAUUCAAUUAUUAACUUGUACUCGUUUCCUUACAAAGAUAAUCCCUUUCUUAUAUGAAUUACCAGAAUAUGAAAAAGAAAUAGAAACUGAAAUCUUUUGGAAUGUUGAGUUCAAUGCAUUAAAGUUUAUAAAUGGUGUUAAAGAUUCAAGCUAUAUCACUCCCGCCAAUAAAGAUGAAAUCAUUGCUGUGAAAAUAUCCCGUGCUUUAGUGAAGUUGUUAUUUAUUAGAGGAUUUACUUUAGAUAGAGAUCAAACGAUUGAUCUUUGGGAGCCAGGUAUUGGAGGCGCUUCAAAAUAUAAUUCACCCAACCUUAUCAUAGAUUCUAAUAGAACUGACAUCUUGAAGUUAAUCCUAACCUUUUGUUCUUAUUCAUUAUAUCAAUCUACUGCACAUAUUGUUUCGUCAGGGUCGAAAUUCUUAACCUUAUUUGUGACAUGUGUUCCCAGAAUCGAAUUGUUGACUUUGGUCUGUUCUUUGACGAACUUAGUAUGUAGAUCAUCAAGAAGUUCAUCAGAUGAAAAUGUUUUGGUAUUUGUCAACAAUAGUCAAUUAACAGAAAUGAGACACCUUUGUGUCACUUACUCUGUAGAAUUGUUAACCAUGAUGACAGUAUAUCCCCUUCCAAGUUCAGAUAAUACCAAAUUCCUUGUGGCAAAUUCACUUAUAUCUUCAUCAAAGCCGUACAAUACUGUGAGAUUGUAUUUGGGGAAAUUACAUAAAGAAAAAGAAUUGAUUUUUCUAGGAUCAUGCUUAACUAAUAUAGUAAAACAUCCACUAUAUGUUAUAAAAGAACCUGAUUUCAAUUUAAUUAAAUCAACAAGUACCAAUCCUCCAUCCUUAUGGGCAACUGAAACGAUAAUGUUAAUUUGGGAAUUAAUUCAAUGUAAUAAAAACUUUAAACUGUCAUUGGGACAAAGAUUCAUUCCUGAGAUAAUGAUUUCUUGUGUUUUUAAUGUUAUCAGCUAUCAUAAUAUUCCCUCUCAUAAGGAUUUAGUAAGGAUUUCAUCCUAUUUUAUGUUAUAUAUAUCGUCAGAUCCAGAGUUGAUUCAAAAGAUUUUUGAACCUAUAGACUUGAAGUUUUAUGAAUCUCUUCCAGUCAAUUUCAGAACCAAUCCAAUUCCAAUAACGACAAGAGAUUUUAUAGUGACUCAUAUUUGCAACUUUCUUACAAAUUUAAAUCUAAGUAAUAAUGGUGGUCACAAUGAUAUUUCCAAUCUUCUCCUUACUACUCAUGUCGAAAUCCUUUACAACCUCAUCGAGCAGGUAUCACCAAAUGAGGAACUUCCCCAUCCAAACGACAAUGAAAAGAAGUUAUAUAAUCCAAACCCAAGGGGAGGGUUAUCAUACUCUAGUUGUUCAGCUAUAACACUGUUGAUAACUAAGCUUUCAACUAAACCAUUUCUUUCAGAGAAGAAAACGCAUCCGGAAUUGUUAGCGUUCUUAAUAAGAGCGGUAUGUACAGCUAUUAUAAAAUACCCAAAACCCUCAAGAAUGCUAUUAUUUUCUAUACUUAAAAAUGAAAAAGUAUAUGAUCAAGUGUGGACUACAGUUUACGGAUUUAGUAAUGAUUAUUAUAAUGGGAACACAUUAAAUAUAAUUGAUGAUAAAGAAGAAGAAAUAGUGGACUUCACAGAUAGUGAACCUGAGUUAUCUAGAACCCCUUCAUUUACAAAUGUGGCAAAUGUGGGGAAUGUGGAUGAUGCUGAACUUGAAGAUGUCUCAUCAGCAUUAAGAUCACGACCACCAACUGGUAUGUCUGAGAGAGCAAAAGAAAAACUCCCUAUGGAGAGUCCUCUAAGUAGGACAUGGGGUGGUAAUGAUGCGUUGAGAAUUAUUUUGACAAUAAUAAUCCCUCAUUUGAAGGUUGUGUUAAAAGAGAUUUGGUCUAGUAGAGAAGGUUCAAGUAUCGAUAGUUUUGUCCUCGUAAAACAUAUUGAAGAGACCAAUUUUGAUGAUUUGAUAAAUAGUCACAAGGGUCAAAUCAACUUUGACUUCUUGCCAGAUACACCCUUAGAAGCCUUGAAAUUCAACUGGAGUCAUAUAUCUCUUGGCUGGUAUAUGUCAUUAUUAUAUUCUACAGUGUAUAACUCAAUUGACAGUGUUAGGAUUUAUACUGGUAAUAAUAGCAAAAUCAUGAAGAAUAUUUCAAGUUCCAUAGCAUCAGUGAGUAAAAUUACUAGUUAUUUUAUGAGACAAGAUACCAGUGAGCAAAAUACUGAGGUAAAUGAAUGGGUGAGUAAUGCUCUUACGCCUAUCAAUCAAUGGUCUCAAACUUCUGUCACUCUAUUCAAGAUAGAAAAUUCGAAUAAUGAAGGUAUAUUUGGUAGAUUGAGUGGAACUCAUGCCGUUCCAGGUACCCCAGGUGGAGUCAAUGAUAUGGCAAAUCAUCUUGUUAGAAGACUCAGUGAUUUCAGAAUAAAUAAUUCAAGUAGGACCAGUAUUUCAUCAGGAUUGAGUACUCCUAUUGAAGAACAAGAAGCAAUGUUCUCUAGAACUAGUAGGAAUUCAGUUACAAGUCUUCAUUCGUUGAAUACCCUUAAUCGGUCACGAAGUAAUACACCAAGAAAUUCAAUUAGCAUGUAAAUGAUACUGUAUAUUAUAUAUGUCUAUGUAUGAUUCCAAUAUAGAAGUUUAUCUACGUCCUUUUCUUCCCUUUUUUUGAACCAAUUCGAAACCAUCGUCAUCAACUAUUGGACCGCUAGGUUCUUCAUCAAUAUCCAUUGAAUCUUCAUGCAAGGUUGGAAUAUUUUCAUCUUCUUCGUCGUCUUCUUCGCUAUCAGAUACAUCUGGAUUAUUUGGAUCUUCUUCUAUGUGAAUUUUUGCAACGUUUGAAGCACCUCUAGCUUGUUUUUCUUGAUAUUUGUUGUAAAGAAACUCUAUAUCUGUAUAAUUUUUGAUUCCUACAUCCUUGUAGAAUUUCAUUAUUAUAGCAGCAAUUUCUAACGCUGAAUCAUUAUCCACUUCAGUAUCAAAUUCAUCA
This is a messenger RNA of Scheffersomyces coipomensis, 3394 nucleotides long. RefSeq lists its product as uncharacterized. Bases 142 to 2997 code for a protein of 951 amino acids. The transcript has a single exon. The record is from RefSeq and is a predicted model, not a curated record. NCBI's taxonomy places the organism in Eukaryota, Fungi, Ascomycota, Pichiomycetes, Serinales, Debaryomycetaceae. Gene Ontology annotation, cellular component: Golgi medial cisterna; Golgi trans cisterna; membrane.